AGAAACCUAUCAUUCCACCAACACCUUUUAAAGAAGGAAGCAGUGAGGAAACACCAGCAUAUCUCAAGGACUCGGCCUAUUUUUGUUAUUUUAAAAACUUUCCAUGUUUAAUUCAAUCUCCUAGAUUUUUUUAUAUAUGGCAAUCAGGUUUUUGUGUAUCAUGUAUUAGUUUUCGAAUCUUUUCAUAUCUCUCCCUUCUGCACCAUAUGCAGCUCCCAGUUCGAAUCGCAGAAGGUAAUAUUUGAUUCUUGAGGUCUACUCAUAGAUUUGCUCGAGUAUCUGUCAACACUUCACCUUCAUUCUCUCCAUUAUCAUAUAUAGUCCAUUAAAAUAAAACUGGGAAUCCCAGUAAGAGAACGAAAAACGUGUUUUGACCAUAUCUCUUCAAAUCCUUGAAAUUCACCUUAGGCUAUAUCGAUUCGUGUUAGAACUUUUUAAGUUGAUUUUAAUAAAUGGAUACCAAAGAGGGUGUUUUGAUGCAACGUUACGAGUUAGGGAAGAUGAUUGGACAUGGGAAUUUUGCAAAAGUCUACCAUGGAAGGAACCUUGAAACCGGAAUGAGUGUUGCAAUUAAGAUCAUAGAUAAAUCAAAGGUAAUGAAAGCCGGAAUGAUGACACAAAUAAAGAGAGAGAUCUCUGCGAUGAAAUUAGUCAAACACCCGCAUAUAGUACAGCUCCACGAAGUCAUGGCUAGCAAAACCAAGAUUUACUUCGUUUUAGAAUACGCUAAAGGAGGUGAGCUCUUUGAUAAGCUGAUUAAAAGGAAGCUGAAAGAAGACGCUGCAAGAAAAUACUUUCAGCAGCUCAUCAGUGCCAUUGGUUUCUGCCAUAGCCGGGGAGUUUACCAUCGGGAUUUGAAACCUGAGAAUUUGUUAUUAGAUGAUGAAGGGAAUUUGAAGGUUUCAGAUUUCGGUUUGAGUGCUUUGGAUGAAACAAGGAGGCAAGAUGGUUUGCUUCAUACAAGUUGUGGUACCCCUUCGUAUGUUGCUCCUGAAGUGAUUGACCAGAAAGGGUAUGAUGGGGAAAAAUCGGAUAUUUGGUCUUGUGGGGUGGUCUUGUUUGUGCUUUUGGCUGGUUUUCUUCCAUUUCAUGAUUCUAACCUCAUGGAGAUGUAUAGAAAGAUCACAAUGGGAAAAUUCAAGUUUCCAAAUUCGUUCCCUAAUGAAGCAAAAAGUUUAGUGACAAAGAUCUUGGAUCCAAACCCUGAAACCAGGGUUUCCAUUGCCGAAAUAUUGGAAACCCCGUGGUUUAAAACUGGUUUGGUUUCUGAACCACAAAAAACCGACAAAAUGGUUUCUGACAGUUUAGAAAACCGGUCUAGUUCAUUUAAGGGCUCUCCUGUAGAGAAACCCAACGAUUCCACAUAUCUAACAGAAGGAACAUCAGACAGUUUGGAAAAAGAUGAUAACUUAAACGCGUUUGAUAUCAUUUCAUUGUCAAGAGGAGUCAACUUGUCGGGAUUGUUCUACCGCAAUGCUAAAGAUGAGAAAGAAGUGAGGUUCAUGUCAGGACAGACACGUGGGACUAUAAUUUUGAAGUUGGAAGACAUAGCCAAGAGUUGGAAGUUAAAAGUGAUGAAAAACAAGGGAGUGUUGUUAAAAAUGGAAGCAUUAGAAGAAGGCAUAAAUGGUGGUUUAGCCUUUGAUUGUGAAAUACACGAGAUUACAGCUAAUCUUCACAUCAUUGAGGUAAAUCGAUUGGGAGAUGAUAGGUUCGGGUUUUGGGAGAUUGUAAACCGGCAUAUAAAACCGGCCCUUAAUGGUGUUUUAUAGCAAAGAUAAAAUUUAUGGAGUUAUAGUUGUUGGUUGAUAAAAGGUUGAAUUAACAAAGAGUACUUCAUUUUUGUAUCCAUUUUUUCUGAUUUAUGGGAUACUAAUUAAUUCAA
Messenger RNA from Lactuca sativa (garden lettuce), 1885 nucleotides. RefSeq names its product CBL-interacting protein kinase 2. Gene Ontology annotation, biological process: protein phosphorylation; signal transduction. Lineage: Eukaryota; Viridiplantae; Streptophyta; Magnoliopsida; Asterales; Asteraceae. Gene Ontology annotation, molecular function: ATP binding; protein serine/threonine kinase activity. The record is from RefSeq and is a predicted model, not a curated record.